This is a messenger RNA of Onthophagus taurus, 1944 nucleotides long. RefSeq names its product transmembrane protein 209. NCBI's taxonomy places the organism in Eukaryota, Metazoa, Arthropoda, Insecta, Coleoptera, Scarabaeidae. The record is from RefSeq and is a predicted model, not a curated record. Gene Ontology annotation, cellular component: membrane.
GACAUGUAAAUAGUGAAAUAGUUUGAAUAGUUCGUUAUUCUUGUCCGUUAUCCGUUUAUUUACAUUUUUUUUAAUUCAAAAUUAUAUACCGGUCUUUACAUUAAAUGAAACCAAUUUAUUAACAAAAUUUGCUAAUAUGUUAAACCAAACACAACUAACGCCUGGUAGAAAAUAUUUCGCUGGAAUUAAUGCUAAAACGUUUGAAAGCAACGUUUUAGACAGAUACAGUCAAAAAACUCUUCAGCAAUCGAUUAGAUGGGGUGCAUUAAAUUUUUGUUUGUUAUCAAUUAUACUUUAUGAUAUAAUAAACACAAGCCCUGUUUAUGUGAAUUACGUCCAAUACAUUGAAUAUGUCGGAGUGGUUAUAUUAUCGUUAAAUAUUCUCUAUCAUCUAAUUACAUAUAUAAAAAUACAUAUGAUUCUUAAUAAAAAUAAAAAUGACUUAUCUAAACAACCAAUUUCUCCACAAGGUACACCUAUAAAAAAUCAAAUUCGAGAUGUAAACACACCUUUAAGUGUAUCUCAAACACCCAUUAAUUUAAGUGCGACAAGUUGGAUGUCAAAUUAUUCUGCGCAUGAAAGUGCUAAUUUAUCUUUACAGUCUACAUCUUGGACGUUUGCUCAAGGAUCACCAAAAACACCAACAACAAAAACACCUGUAAAAGCAAUCAGACAAAAUACUUCCGACGUUGGCUUUAUUAACGAUGAAAACGGUUUAAGUACUUAUUUAAAAGAUUUUGAUGCUCAUGAAAAAGUGAAUACUUUAAGUAGAACUGACGAAAUAAAUACAACAAAUGUUUUAAAUUCAUUUUGGACACAUCCAACUGCAAAAGCCGUUAAAGACGUUUCCGCAUUUUUGAAAAGAUGUCAUUAUCAAUUGUCAACACCUACAGCAAGUGGUAGUUUUUCCUCUCCAAAUUUUACCAAAUUCCAUCAAACUCAAAUUCCCAAUUAUUUCUAUGGUUCCAAUUCCGAAACUGCAAUCCAAAAAUAUGUUGCUAUUGUAAAACCUUUACAUGAAGCAAAUAUGUUGGUAGCUACGACACCGAACAGUCCGAAAAGUGAUGAUUCUUCCUGUGGAUCUCCAAUCCAAGGAGUGGAUACUUGGAGAAGGCUACACGUUGAUUCUUUAGUUUUGACUCAAUGGAAUGCAAAUUUACGAAUUUGGUUAUCUCAAACGAUUUUAAAUACCUUAGUGAAAGAAUUUGAUAGUAUCGAUGAGUGUUUACAAAAACACGGAUUUGGAGAUAUUCAAAUUGGUAAAGUUGGUUUGGAGAGAUUGAGGAAAACUGCUCAAACUAUGCCGGUUUUGCAAUUUAUUCAAACUUUACCAAUCGUUAUUCCGUUCCUUGAAUUAACACCGAAUCAAGAAUAUUUAGUUAAACGAAUCAGAGAGUUAGCUAAAGGUGGUUGUAUGAGUGAUUUUAAAUGGAAUAGUGGCAGUAAUUUUAACGGAAAAGAAUGGGAUAAUAAUCUUCCAACAGAUUGUGCUAUUGUGAUGCACUUAUUUGCUUCAUAUUUAGACACCCAAUUACAACCAUUGCCAAAUCAACCCGAAGUAAAAGGUUUUAGUGGAUAUCAUUACAUAAAACUAAACGAAACUGUGGUUUUAAAUGCAAACACUUUGGCGAUUCAACAAUGUUCUGAGUAUCCACCUCAUUAUAAAGUGAUUGUAGGAGAAGAAGUUUUUGAAUUGGUUAAGGGAUACAACAAUUUAUUCCAUAGUAUCCUUUUAUUUUUGUAUUACGUAAAUAAAAAAGAACACGGCAUGUUAGGUCAAGUAAAUCUAGGAAGAUCUGGUGUAAAUUUAUUAUGGGUGAUAAAAUCUUAAUUUUUUUCUUAAUAGUUAGUAUUUAGUUUUCAUUUGUCAUGAAUUUUCAUUGUACUUCUUUUUUCUGUCAUAAAUUAAAGUUUUUUGAAUAAAAUAAACAUCAUUUAAAAUUA